This is a messenger RNA of Aspergillus saccharolyticus JOP 1030-1, 2046 nucleotides long. RefSeq names its product MFS general substrate transporter. NCBI's taxonomy places the organism in Eukaryota, Fungi, Ascomycota, Eurotiomycetes, Eurotiales, Aspergillaceae. Gene Ontology annotation, molecular function: transmembrane transporter activity. Bases 132 to 1619 code for a protein of 495 amino acids. Gene Ontology annotation, biological process: transmembrane transport. The record is from RefSeq and is a predicted model, not a curated record. Gene Ontology annotation, cellular component: membrane. The transcript is spliced from 4 exons.
CGACUUUUGAAUCGGCUCUGCUUUUUUCUCAGCUUGAAAAAGUCGUUUGAGACCAUUGAGAUCACUCCUACGUGGUCAAACGCACCCCAUUGAGCGAAGGACUGCUGCAAUUCAAUCUCGCCAAACCCGUCAUGCAUUACAGCGAGCGGGACUCCAAUUCUGACAGCGGAGACAGCGAGGUCUCGCCUUUGAUCCCAGGCCCGCCGGUUGCGAUCUCUCCCCCCACGCCAUCCAAGAAACAGAUCCUCAAGGUCAUCUUGCUGUGCGCUUCGGCGACCUUGAUUUUAGAUAUCGGUCUCACGGUCGUGCUUGCUCCGAAGAUUCGAUUGCUGGAGUCGAUUCUCUGCCAGGAAUACUAUCACACUCAUGGCCUCCAAGGGCUGAUGCACGAUAUCCCCGAGUCACAGUGUAAAACGAAGGAGAUCCAGUCCGCUGUCGCACGAUUGAUUGGCUGGCAGGCGGUGUUUGACAGUCUUCCCGCCAUUUUUCUGGCAAUCCCGUAUGGCGCCUUGUCCGAUACCAAAGGCCGCAGACCCGUUCUGUUGCUAUGCUUCCUGGGCCUUACUCUAUCAACUGCUUGGACUUUGCUCAUCUGUUGGCUGCGGUUGCCCCUGGAGCUAACCUGGAUCUCAUCUCUCUUCCAGUGCUUGGGCGGGGGCCCAGCGGUAGCCACCGCCAUCGUGGAGGCCACCAUCGCCGAUGUGGUGCCCGAUGACAAGAGAUCCACCAUCUAUUUCCAACUGCAGGCGGCGGUGUUGAUCUCCGACAUCCUAGCCAAUCCUCUGUCGGCCGUUCUCAUGGCCCACAAUGUCUGGAUCCCCUGUUUCCUAGGCCUCAGCAUCCAGGCGCUAGGCACCAUUUUGUUGAUGGCGCUUCCCGAAACGCUAAGCUUUGCCCGAGCUCUGUCGCCGUUGGCGGAGUCGACCAGCGACUGUGUAGAGGAAGAGGAGCGGUUAACGCUGCGCGGUCGCUUGGUGAAGAACUUCCGCAGCAUCGUGUCAGAUCGGAAUGUAGCAGGACUAGUAUUUGGCCUGCUCGUCCUGACGAUCAGUGCGGAGUCAGUGGACUUCCUGCUCCAGUACGUUUCCAAACGAUAUGGGUGGUCUAUUGCCAAGUCGGCUAUGCUUCUCUCCUUACGUGCGGCAGUCGAGUUUGGACUACUCCUCAUCCUUGGGCCCCUACUCCUGUUCCUUUCCUGGCCCAGUCUGCGCAAUCCCCUGCAACGUGAUCUCUGGGUAGCCCGCGUGAGUCUCGGGUUCAUCGUCUUAGGGUUCCUCAUCCUUGCACUGUCUCCUACCGUGGCCUCUGCAAUCCUCGGGUUGAUCAUCUACACACUGGGCGCCGGAUUCCAGCCGGCCGUGAUGAGCCUUCUCGGUUCGGUUUGGAAGGCAUCCAACCCCACCAAUCUCGGCAGUCUGUACAGCACCGUGGCGAUCAUCUUGGCGGCCGGCGGCGUGAUCGCCGGCCCACUGCUCUCAUUCAUGUUUCAGCUCGGUCUGCGUCUCGGCGAUGCAUGGGUUGGUCUCCCGUACUUUGUGUCUGCCUGCCUCUGCGCAGGGAUUGCGCUGGUAAUGCUGUCGGUCAGACUGCCAAGCAGACCCAUUGCAUCAGAGAUGUGAGGUGCCGGUGGGUACAGAAACGCAAGGCAACCGUGUUUUUGAGUUGCCUCGGCCCGGGUUGGUGGUGCAGAGGGCUUGCUGGCGGGGCUAUAAAGUCGGGAUAUCUCUCGCUGUCUUCUAGGGAAUGUCACAGAUCUCUCCUCAGACUUCUAAAUUCAAGCUACGGGCUACGACACAACGAUAGGAUUAAACAUGUUUCUCAUUCAAAUACACCCUUAACUAAUAUUCACUUCUGCGGGGUUCGUCGCAUGUUGGUAACGAAUGGAAUCACCCGCGCAUUCUCGAGAUCCCAGAUCUUCUCCUGGAUAUAGGGAUCGCUCUUGAGACGGUCCCAGAUUUGCUCCUUGCCCACCUCGUUGAUGACCAUCACGGAGCCCUUGAAGGGUCGACGGGGGUUGCCGGGGAAGGUGUGUUUCUCAAAGACGGG